AUGGCAGCCUUAUCAGUACAGUCGACACCAGCGGAAAAGAUCAAGUUGGCCCAGAUUUCCGUUGAGGAGUUUCAAAGAAUAAGUAAGGCAAUCAAAGAAGACGCGCAGCGAGAACUGGACUUCACUUUAACUGAGAAUAGUGUUCUCAUGUUUAGAGAUCGGCUAUGCGUACCUAGUGAUACUCAGUUGAGGAAGGGAGUAUUAUCUGAAGCCCAUGAUUCUCCUUAUCCAAUUUCCUCAGAGUGGAAGUGGAAGCAUGUUACCAUGGAUUUCGUCACUAGGUUACCCCGUACACCUAGCGACGUCAAUGCCAUGUGGGUGGUAGAUGACAGGUUGACGAAGACAGCUCAUUUCAUCCCUGUUAAGAUCACUUACUCGAUGGACGAGCCAGCUUGCUUGUAUAUUGACAAUGUGAUUUGA
Messenger RNA from Telopea speciosissima, 420 nucleotides. RefSeq lists its product as uncharacterized. The record is from RefSeq and is a predicted model, not a curated record. Bases 1 to 420 code for a protein of 139 amino acids. NCBI's taxonomy places the organism in Eukaryota, Viridiplantae, Streptophyta, Magnoliopsida, Proteales, Proteaceae. The transcript is spliced from 2 exons.